Pteropus alecto (black flying fox) is the source of this 3990-nucleotide messenger RNA. RefSeq names its product chromosome unknown C9orf153 homolog (gene CUNH9orf153). NCBI's taxonomy places the organism in Eukaryota, Metazoa, Chordata, Mammalia, Chiroptera, Pteropodidae. The coding region runs from base 2711 to 3280 and encodes 189 amino acids. The transcript is spliced from 4 exons. The record is from RefSeq and is a predicted model, not a curated record.
CUUUAAACAAUAGCCUUUCUUGAUCUAUUUUGAUGUCUGAAAGAUCAGGAAAUGGAAAAGCCUCUUGGCCAUUUACAUGCCAUCUAACAUCUGUGAGGACCCUCACAGCCUACAAAGCCUGUACUUGUCAGUGUCCCAUUUGUGCCUCAGAGCAGAUAUGACCUGGGCCAGAGAGAUUGCAACAACCAGGAAUAAUACAAAGGCAGCUGCCUGACACGGUUUACGGGAGUCUGAUGUGCAGAAAUAUAGAUCUGAGGGUGAGAUACACUUGGAUUUGAACGAUGGGUUUUGUUAUCUUGUAGCCUGGUGACCUGACACAGGCUUGGUAACUUCUCUGAACCUUUUUCCUUUCUAUAGAACAGUCACAGAUUUUGGACAAAUUUGAUGGGCUAAUGGCACAUAAACAGUGUCAAGCUUAGAUAUGUUGUAGUUCUGGUCUCUUUUAAUAGUAGAUUAUCAAUCAAAGCAAGAGUUUACAGAAUGAGUUUCCACGCAAUUAGGGAGUUACUGUUCUGUAUUAAAAUCUGGCGAAAUUAGCUCUAUUUCUUUCAAACGACCACAGUAACUUGUUGGAAAAGAACUGCAAAUAUGAUCAUAUGGAGAAAUUGUAUUCUCUUAGUAGCUGGUUAGCUACUCAGAGAAUUUCUGUGUAGAGAGAAACCUGCUUUAAUCUGGGGAGUAGUAGCUGAACCCCCUGGGCCCAGAUGGGCCACACCAGACUUCAGAGGAAGAGCAGAGCUGGAGGUCCACCGUACCCUCCAUCUCCUUUGAGAUGCAUAGCCAUGUGGGAGGUUAAAUCACUGUGAGAUGUGUGACGUCAACUUCCUCCCUGGCUCUCCUGCAAAAUCUUCACUGAAGGUUAAGAUUCUCAGGAUUCUUAUUAAUGGUGGCGUGGAAUUGAAUCAUCCAUCCCUGAAGCAAGGGCUCUGUGCCAGUGAUACAGUCCCCCGGCUUAAAACUCCUGUUUCUUUGAUAGUUUUAGUGGGUUACUUCAUGGUUUUACUUCCAUAAACGAGUAAUUCCCAAACUGUUUAUAGUACUCACUUUUUGUCUUCCAUGGAUUCCUCAUCUUGAGUAGUUCUCAAAUCUUUAAGGCGUAAAUAAGUAAAAGUGGAUCUUGUUAAAACAGACCUGAUUCCAAAGGUCUGGAGGGGAGGAGGCUGGUGUCUAGCCAAGGUCCGGGCGAAGCCCACGCCGCUCUGCACGCCACCUUUGAGGAGCAAGGUUGUAAAAUACUUUUCUCUGGAGGAACCUGGUUUGUUUUAGUGAUAAUUCAUGCCUCAUUUGUUGUUACUAAACACCCACCGUGUGUGCUCAGGGAUUCUGAUCAGCAUGAGCUACCCAUGCUAGCACCCUGAGAGCGACAGAGCUCAAAGGCGAAGACAGUGCCUGGCAGUCGUAACUGUAAGGCCUGUCCAGGAUUUCCUUCAGGUUUCUGAAAUACUAAAAGUAACCUUGGGGACUUGCAGCCGCUGUACUAUACUCUUAAAAAUAGUUAAAAUGGUAAAUUUUUUGUUAUAUCUAUUUUACCGCCAAACAAAACACUUCUCCUGAGAAAGGCAGGGCCCCAUGCCACCUUAGGUGGCUGUUCAAAGAAGAAAAGGCCAUACGAGACUUUUCCUUUUGUCUCAUCCUUGUGCCUGAGAUGUCAAACUUGGUCUUUCUAUUUGAGAAGACUGUUUCAAAGGCAUUAGGAUAAAAAUGACUUGUGGACCCUCCAGGUCUCUUGGUUCUGCUGGCUAAAGCAGUGAUGAAUGAGCGGGGGACCCCAGCUACCAAAGAAGCUACUACUAAGUGGCUUGACUAUAUGCCAAUCGAGUCCAUUCUGGGAAAACGGUUGUUCUGACAAGAACCUCCCGAGAGGGAAGCCAGUUAAGAGUGGGACAGAGUCCAGAGCACGGCUGCUGGCCUCACAUAGUCGGCAUGGCCAUGUAGCCUCCAGUCCACCUCCAACUGGGUCAUCUGGGCAGAUGUAGGGAGCACAGGUCUGUCUCCUGUCUAAUUCUCUUUUGUUCUCCUUUGUACCUUGCCCAUAUCUAAGAAAAACUUACCUGAUUAUAAAUUAUAUUCACAAUUCAGCUAUUUAAUGUUCACUUUUUGAAAAAAUACCUUUUUAUCCUCCUUCCAUCCAUUACCCUCAGGUAGAAAGGUAAUCCCCCUGACCAUUAGUGUCACAUUGCUGUUUGUGUCACCUUCAGGAUGUCCAUAUGUCACAAUAGACAGAUACUUAUUCAACACUUAACUAAGCAUAGCUUAUGUUUGGGGCUGGGUAAGGCCAUGGAGCUACCUGAUGAAUGGGACCCAGCCCCUGACCCCAGGCACAUAGAUUUGUGAAAAAGAUGACCCUAUUUACAGAUCAUUGUAAAGCAAACGGUAAGUGCAGUGGUGGAUAUACUCCAGGGCAUAAUGAGAACAUAGAAAAGUGAAAAUGAAACCAGUAUGGGCUUAGCAAGGAGAGGUGGGGUGAAGUGGGCAGUGGGUUGAGAGAGAAGAAAGGCCAGAGCUGAGAGAGAAGAUGGUAGCUGGGAGACUUUCAUCUCCUUCCAGCAGGUUGCUGAGCAGAACAGCGUCCCCCUUCUCUGAGUUUCCAUCUUUGGGAGCCUGGCUCCUUCAUUUUGGGGAUUCUGUCCUAUAGGCCAAGUGCUGCUGCCUCCACCAAGCCAACCAGAAGCAAGCACAGGAACUAGAGGAUCCUAAAAAUCCCAGCACAAUGCUCCUCAACAGAGACACCAAUCCAAGUAAAGAUGGUAUGGAAAUCGAGUCUCCCCGGUGUUCGCUGCCAGAAUUAUAUGCAUUUGUCGAGAAUUUUAAUAAGAACAACAAGAAAUCGAAUCUUCUAAAAACUUACAGUAUUUUACCUAGUGAAGCACAGAAAACACUUAGUCAAAACCUGAACACCAUGCUAUUCACCAUCGAAACUGAUGUGAGAAAAGAUGCCCAACCUGUUUAUACCUGCAAAGUGCUCAGAAAAAAUGGAGAGAGGCCGACAUCUAUGACCGAACUCCUAUACUACAGCCUACUGACCAGCUCACUCUCUCCAGUAGAGAGACUCUCCAGAUCCCAGCAGAGACUACUCCAGUAUGGGAUCCCUCCUCCCUCACACACUUUUCCUUAUGAGAUUCUCAUCAAUUACUCUAACUCUUUGGCCACCACACAGAAGAUUCAGAGCACCAAAAUAAUACCCAGGCUGGGUGCUUCCCACAUCAAGCCAGAAAAAUUUACCUUUGAAGAUAAAAUUUCUGCAUAUUUAUUAGUUGAUCCAGGUAAUCUAAACAGAUAAGGCCAGAAUAUGAGUGUGUGGUAGAAAAUGAGUGAAAAUUUUACUACAAACUUUACCUACAUUUCUAGAGCUGAAACAGUCAAAUAUUAACCUAUGGGAAUUUUGCAGUUCUGGGGUUCAUGUCUGAUGCUCUUGUUGCCUACCAUGGCAAUGAGAAAUAGAGGACAGGGAAUCAAACAUUCCAGGAUCAAAUCUCAAACUCAUUCGCCAAAAAGAAGUUAUUAUUUAGACAUGACACUUAAACUUAUUUUUAUAAAAUGGGCCGGUUAAACUUGGACUCUAAAGCACCCAUGACUAUUUGUUUCUUGUUUUGUGAAGUUAGUCAAAUAUUUACUGAAUAAUGGCUUAUCUUUCUUAGGUAUCUUGACUUUUGUUCAACUGAGGCUUUUUAAAGGUGUUUUUUUUUUUUUUCAUGAAACUUUACCUUUUCCUUAUUAUUACAUCUCUACAAACAAGAGGAAACUCUCUCUUUAUUUCUGAUUCUUUAAUAGGGAGCUACCCAUAAAAGGACAAAGACUAUACAGAGAAAAUUUAAAAUAUAUAAAAUAUAUGAUGGUAAGUUUUAGUGAGAAGGGGGUGUCUUAUUCCUAAAUUCAUCAUUUUUCUUAUAUAAUUUGUGGGAAGUAAUAUUUUGUAAUUCUGUGUAGCUAUAAAAAAUGAUUAAACCACUGAUAAAAUAUUUGAACCCCUCUAAAGUAAGUUCUUGACUC